This is a messenger RNA of Panicum hallii, 1331 nucleotides long. RefSeq names its product expansin-like A3. The record is from RefSeq and is a predicted model, not a curated record. The transcript has 4 exons. Lineage: Eukaryota; Viridiplantae; Streptophyta; Magnoliopsida; Poales; Poaceae. Gene Ontology annotation, cellular component: extracellular region. The coding region runs from base 72 to 923 and encodes 283 amino acids.
AGCCAGAGGCAGAGGUCACAGUCUCCUCUCCUCUUUCCCUCCCUCGCUCUCUACUACUCGACGCCAUCGCCAUGGCCGUCUUCCUCUGUUUCUUCCUGGUGCUCGUCGUCGCCUCCUGCUCCGCCGCCGGCGACGAGAGGUGCGUGCGGCAGGGGAAGGCCGCAUACGCGCCCUCGCUGUCCCCGCUCCCGCAAGCAGGCAGCGGAGUCUGCGGGUACGGCGCCAUGGCCGCGGAGAUCAAUGGGGGCUUCCUCGCCGCCGGGGGACCCAAGCAGCACCGCGGAGGGCUCGGCUGCGGGAGGUGUUUCCAGGUGAGAUGCAGAGACGCAAAGCUGUGCAGCAGCCGGGGAGUGCGGGUCGUGCUCACCGACUUCCACAGGAGCAACCGUACCGACUUCCUGCUCGGAGGGCCAGCUUUCGCGGGCCUGGCCAAGCCCGGGAUGGCCCACGAGUUGAAGAGGCUGGAUACUCUCUCCGUAGAGUACAAGAGAAUUCCCUGCGACUACAAGGACAAGAACCUGUCCAUACUCGUGGAGGAAGAGAGCAAGCGUCCAAGCAACCUGGUCGUCAAGUUCCUCUACCAGGGCGGCCAAACCGACAUCCUGGCGGUAGACGUGGCUGCGGUGGGAUCGUCGGAGUGGCGGUUCAUGACGCGGGUCCGCGGGCCGGUGUGGCGCACGGACCGCGUCCCCGCCGGCCCGCUGCAGUUCCGGGCCGUGGUCACGGGCGGGUACGACGGCAAGUGGGUGUGGGCCGAGCGGGAGGUGCUCCCGGCGGACUGGCGGCCGGGGCAGGUCUACGACACCGGCGUCCGGAUCGCCGACGUGGCCAGGGACGGCUGCCAGGCGGCGCCGCCGCCGCGCUGGACUGGAAGUAAGGACGGCCAGCUGGUGGGUAGACAGAUGCACCAUAGUACAGACUAAUUAACACCGGUCGUCACUCGCUCGCCACAUGGCGAGAGAUCGAGCGAGGGGACAGCAAUGGCGCUGCUGGUGUUACGAGCGCCCCGGCUGGCUAUCGGGAGGAAGAAGAAAGAAGAUGCCUAGCUGUGAUCUGAAUGAUCUAUUUGGUUUUGGUCUCUGCUCUUGCAGUAUGUACAUUGAACCAUGCCUGCGCUCUGCAGCCGCGUGUGUGUGCGAGAGGAGAUGUAUCAUCGUCAAGGUCUGAUCUCUGAUGGCUAGCUUGGUAGAUGCAAACAAAUGUGGCUAGCUGCCUAGCAGCUACCCCGCUGCUGAAUGCUAAUGGUUAGAAUAAUGAGCACAGUACAGCACUGCAGUGGCCGUGAUUUCCUUCCUUCCUAGAACUUGGCCUGGAUUCUGGCGCCGUUCAAA